Molecule: messenger RNA, 2067 nt
Organism: Plasmodium gonderi
Lineage: Eukaryota; Apicomplexa; Aconoidasida; Haemosporida; Plasmodiidae
Exons: 1
Coding region: 1-2067 (688 amino acids)
Source: RefSeq, a predicted model, not a curated record
AUGAAGGAAAUGAAAGAAGAUGUAAAUGGUGGUAAAGACAUGAAUGGGAAUGAACGAAACAUGAACAAAUUUAGCGAUAUUAAUUUGAAGGUAGAAGCAUAUGGAGAGGGUGAUUAUAGACUGUUGAGAUAUCUACCCGAUGGAUCUUGUGUUUUUGAAGAAGUGCCAGAUGAAGAAAAUAAGAACAAAAAGAAUUUACAACAGUAUGCACAACUAUUCUGUUCAGCAAUGGAAAAGACUAUUCAAAUAAAAAGUAAUGACGAUAGUUUAAAAAAUAAUAAAGAAUGGACAAAAGGAGAGGAAUAUAGAAUAUUAGUUGAAAAUGAUUUAAAAGAAUUGAUGAUUUUGUUUGACUUGAUGUUAGGUACACUAAAUUAUGACAAAGGCACAAAAUAUUUAUCACUAAGUAAAUGCAAUUAUUUGAGAGAUAUAGAAGCAAAUAAACAGGACAUAUGUAUAGCUGUUACAUCUAGAAAAGAACUUUUAGAGAAAUUAAGAAAUUUAUGUAAAGAGACAAGAAUACAAAUUAAUUCAAUAAAUGGAAUAAUAGCACAAAAAUAUUAUUUAUUUUUUAUUAGCCAGUUGAUUAAAUAUUGGAAAAUAUUAAAUAAAAAAUAUUCAGAACUUGAUUUUUUACAACUUGACAUUAAUUUUCCCUAUGUUACCCAAGUCUCUGUAGAAUACUUUUUUUUACCAUCCUAUUUUUGGAAUUUUUCACCCAACCCGAUAUUCCUUUCUUGGCCUCCUUAUCCUUCUUUUUCUCCUUUCAAAUCUCAGUAUGCACAUAUCACUUUCUCUAUAGCUAGUGGGAAGAUUAACACAAAGGAAGAAAAUUAUCAUCUAGAUCAAAAUUAUUCAAAGGAAAUGAAUGAUGACACCUUUCUUAGACACAAGAUUAGACAACGACAAGAUGUAGUUGAGAUAUCUGAUUUUCUUAAUACAGAGAAUGGGAUGAACGUUCGAACAGAGGGUGAGAAAAACAGAGAUAUUAAUUGUAAAACAAGUGAAGAUUUUAAAAAGGAAGAAGAACAGCAAGAGCAACCGCCCAAACAAGAAGAACAUUGUACCUUUUUAAAUGAUCAAACGAAAAAAACUUCACAGAAUUAUAAAUUUUAUUACCCAAAUAUAAAGGAAGAAGAAAUACAAAUGUUUAAUUCGUUGGACAAUAAGAGUGUUAUUUCUGUCCAUUUCGAAGGGAUAGCAGCGCACUUAAUUGAGAAUAAUUAUUUUAUUCAAUUUGAUUUGUACCCAUUAAAUAUAAAAUUAAGGAAUAAAUUAAAAAAAAAAAAAAAAAAACUCCAAUGGAGAGACAUUUUUCCAGAAAAAAUAAUUCCACAAAAUAUUAUUUUUGAACAAGCAAAAAAGGUACAUGGAAAAUUGAUUCAAGCUCAGUGGGUAUUGAUAGAUAAAUCAAUUUUCUGUAUCCUUGCAGAACAAGCAAAUAACCUAAAAGACACAAAUAAUGAACUGUUAAUAAAUCUUACUAAUGUGACAGGGACAAAUAAACAAAUUAAAAUUCAUUGUACAGAUAUAAAUCACAAAUGUUUAGAGUUCUUGAUAAGUGAUAUUCUUAUACCUUCAACAGGAAAUAAAUUCAUUCCAGUGGAUUUUUCCUUUGCUAUUAUGUACGAAUCGGUUGAAACUUGUGCCCAUAAUGAUGCCAAUGAUUUUAAUGAAAAUAUUUCGAUAAAUGAAAAUAUCCCGAAGAAUGAAAAUAUUCCUAAGAAUGAAAAUCCUCAUAACAAGCUAGAAGGAAAUUAUAUUAACGAUCAUUUUAACUAUGAACACAAUAUUAGUGAAAAAAAGAAUGGAAAUUUUGUGCUAGACUAUGAACUUGUGCAAAUAUUUCUCAAUCUGUCUCUUGCUAAAAUAAGAGAUUUAUUUAUCUGUUCAUGGAAAUAUUUUUCUUUCGAAAUGCCUUACUAUUCAGCAGAUAUACACCCACUUAUUUACCAAAAUGUUUUCCCUGAUCAACGUUCAGACAAUUUAAUUACAAAUUUUUUUUCAUGGUUUAUUAUAUCUAUGGAGAAGUAUUUACGAGCAAAUGAAGACAUGACAGUUGGAUAG